AUGGCGCCCGCGCUGAAGGGCCGCCGCAGCCCACUCACAUUGGAGCUUUCGGCAAACAGCUCCACGCAGGAUCAGAACAAGACACUGAAGAUUGGGAUCCAGGGCAAAGGGUGUUCGGGCAACGCAUACACGCUAUCGUGGGUAGACCAGGCCAAAAAAUUCGACGAGAAAGUGACGCAGGACGGUGUCACCGUGCUCAUUGACUCGAAGGCGCUUUUGACGCUUAUUGGUACCGAAAUGGACUGGUUCGAGGGCAAGCUGGCAAGCCAGUUUGUGUUCAACAACCCGAAUGUCAAGGCGGCGUGCGGAUGCGGUGAGAGUUUCCUGGUGUGA
Linderina pennispora is the source of this 333-nucleotide messenger RNA. RefSeq lists its product as uncharacterized. NCBI's taxonomy places the organism in Eukaryota, Fungi, Kickxellomycota, Kickxellomycetes, Kickxellales, Kickxellaceae. The transcript is spliced from 3 exons. Bases 1 to 333 code for a protein of 110 amino acids. Gene Ontology annotation, molecular function: 2 iron, 2 sulfur cluster binding. Gene Ontology annotation, cellular component: mitochondrion; cytoplasm. The record is from RefSeq and is a predicted model, not a curated record. Gene Ontology annotation, biological process: iron-sulfur cluster assembly.